Messenger RNA from Penicillium cinerascens, 480 nucleotides. RefSeq names its product cupin domain-containing protein. The transcript has a single exon. Lineage: Eukaryota; Fungi; Ascomycota; Eurotiomycetes; Eurotiales; Aspergillaceae. The record is from RefSeq and is a predicted model, not a curated record. The coding region runs from base 1 to 480 and encodes 159 amino acids.
AUGGCAACCCCUACGAGGAAAGAAACCACCAACGCGACAUCCUCAAAAGAAACCAAACCUAUCAUCAUUUCUCCAUCAUAUACAACGAACACACCCUCCGAAUCCUUCCCGAACAUUUCUUACGGCGUCGUGUCAUGGCACACGCUCUUCUCACAGCCCCAAACUCCAAACUCAGACCUAAGUGCCGGUAUAGCAGUAUGCCCCCCGAAAAACGGACAUCUAUGCGCCCACCGCCAUGAACAGGCUGAAAUCUACUAUAUCAUUGAAGGAGAAGGAGAAGUCACGAUUGAUGGAGUAAAGAGCCAGGUCACGCAGGGGAGUUCGGUGUUUAUUCCCUCUCAUGCAGAGCAUGGGAUUGCGAACACGGGGUCUGGAGACCUGAGAUGGUUUUAUGUAUUUCCGACGGCUGCGUUUGGGGAUGUGGUUUAUCGGUUUACGAAGGACGAGCCCGUUGGGGUGCAGCUUGGAAUUUGGGAUUGA